AUGCUUGUCAAGUUCAAUGGAGUCUCUGAGUUGCUGAAUGACUGGUGCUCACUUGGCCUUGAUUCCAAGCAGUUUGCAGAGGACCUUUUGAACAUGUUCCCGAAGUCUGAUGCAAUUGCCUUCGCAUCAUGCUUGCCUGGGAAUGACUCGGAUGAGUUCAACCUACACCUGAGUGAUCUUUCUUGGUUUCCAUCUGCUUCAACGAAGCCACCGCCAUAUCUUCACACAUGCCUUGCCCUGUGGGAUGAAAUCACAACCAAUGGCUUUGUCACCAAAGGUUUGAAGCUGAACAUCAUGCAUCCAGUGCUCUAUGACAGCUUGCGCUUCAUUUGUUGCAGGCGUGGUUCAAUGUCAAAUGACCUGAUGAGGGUGGCAUUUACAAAUGCCAAGCUAAGUGCUCGAGGAUCGAUUCGAAGGUCCCAUGAUGUUGCAACUUGGUUAUCCAAGAUGAGCAUGCUAUGUGAACGUGGCUUAAAAGCAGACAGUGCGAUCAAGUCAUGGAACUCAGAGGCGACCCGUGAAUCUCAGUUGGUGGGUCAGAAACGUGUUGCUCUCUUGGCGCUUCUCAAUGCUCCAAAUGGGACAAAGGAACUUCUUCUCCAGCAUGCCUCUUUCUUUGGAAGUAGUUCAGCAUAUUCUGAAGAGUGCUUCUCCGCCAAGAACCUUUUCCCAGGGUCUCAGCCUCGAAGUGUGCUGGACAAAGCUUGGCGCGCCCGCCUCACUGUCACAGAUCCAGGCUUCUUGCUUUUCUCGCAGUACACAGAUGCUUGCCACCAUCAAAAAGUACCUGAAGUCCGAGGAAAACUGAGCAAGGAGAGGAUUUUGGAGCUCAGUCAACUUGCGCAGUUGGUGACCUCAAUGGAACAGGAGUUGAAGGAUGGUGGCGUUGUGACUACCAAGAUCUCUGAGGCUUUGCUGGCUUGUGAUGGCAACCUGGAGUUAGAACUCCAAGUAGCAUUGAGCGAGAAGAGUUCCAAAUGGAAAAUUGCAGAUGUGACGCUUGUGCAGGAAGUUCUGAAGAAUCAUUCCGCAGCAGCUGACUCAAAGUUCUAUGUCGAGAAGCGGAUGGUUGCAGCAGGUGAGCUUGAACGAGAAGAGUAUGACCUGAUGAAGAAGAUGUUUGAGCAUGACCUGAAGAGCUUUGAGAACUGGAAGGUUCGCUGCGCAGACCGGGAUGCUGCCAUUUACCAUGCAGAACUGCAACAUAAGGUUCACCGACAAGCAGAAGCUCAAAAGCAAGCAUCCAGCUUGUUGGAUCCAGCUAGUUCGAACUGGAUGGCUUCCUUGGAGGUCCUUGGAAACGCCCAGGACACCCUGCACCGCAUCAAGGCCACUGUUGGCAAGAUCAAGCAGAUAUUCCAGAUUCCAGCCGAGGAGAUCUACGUGGUGGCUGUGUGCAACUGGAGUUCACCAAGUCUUGUCUCUUCUGCAGCACAAAAAUGCCAAGCCACGGUCCUUGGUGCCCUGUGCAAUGAUGCUGUUGGCUGUGGACGAACCAUUGGCCUAGUUCUUGAGCCAUGUCACACCUACAGCAAAGGCCAGCUGUGGAAACAGGAGGAGCUGUUGCGCAAGCAGUUGGUGAACAAUCGAUGCAACAUAGAUGGUCGCUUUGUUCUGCCAUUUGUUGAAAGGCAAGACGAUCGAGAUCAAAGGUCUAUGUGUCGACAUGGACGGCUGAUAUUCCCCAGUGACGAUGACCAAUGUGGUCAGGCUGAAUGGGCAAAGCAGCACCAUGUGGAGAAGCUAUUCGAGUCCUUCUUGAGCGAGGAGUACAAGCCCUUGACACCUCUCCCUGGCCCCCCGGAUCAGUUGGCUCAGCCUGGCCCUCAACAUCCUACUUUGAGUUUGCUGGCUUGGGGCACUGGCAAAGCAAAGGACACUUUGAAAACACCGGAUAAAGUCCUCAAAGCUUGGUGGGAUGGAAAUUUUGCUUCUGAGUUCAGGGCCUUAGUGGAGGAGGCAAGACAAAACCAUCAGCUUGACAUCAAGAUCGAUGAGAGCCAGAACGCUCAAACUCAAAAGCGCCGGCGGGUCAAUGCUGAAGGUGAGUCUGUGCCAGGCCAAAACAACAGCAGCUCUUCUAGCACGCCUGCAGCAGCCACAACCACAGAUGUGAAGGUGGUGGACGUUCCGGACAUUCCAACCCUUUGCUUUGAGUGCAAGGUCACUUCCAACCCGAGCCUUGUUCUGAAGGUCACUAUUGGCCAAGGUGUGUUCUUGGAGAAUUUGAUGGAUACUCCACAGGUGUUGAAGGCAGGAGUGGUUCUGUGUGGGUACUACAAAGGCAAGUUUUGGUCACCAGAUGGCAAUGGAGAGAAGCCAUGCGAGAAGUCGGAUGUCUUGUUCCGAUUGGAGUCCAGUAUGGACCAUGUGAUGCUCAACUCGAAGUACCUGAAGGUCUCUGAAGUGAUUAGGGAGAAGCGCAAAUUGACACCAGCGGACGCUCAUGUGGCCUAUCAUGAACUGCAGGAUUCGCCGACACCUACUGAUGCAUCUGCAUUCAACUUGGUGCCCAAGAAAAUGGAUGUCUUCUUCAAGAUCUCGGACUUUCCUGCAGUGAAGCAAGAAGAAGAUGGUCAGGAUAAGUUGAUGAUUCCUUCCGCUCACUUGGCUGGAACUGUGCCAUCAAAGGUGUGGCAAACAAGUGAUCUUGCCAAGGUCACUUGGGCUGUGAAAUGGCCUGCAGUGGCUUCAAAAGGUCUACAACCUGUCAGGCCAAUGAUCGUCUGCGCAAAGGACAUUACUGUUCCGCCAAAGCAAGCUGUGGAAGUUGUGAAGCCUAGCACCUGA
Durusdinium trenchii is the source of this 2790-nucleotide messenger RNA. The record is from the annotation of a GenBank genome assembly. NCBI's taxonomy places the organism in Eukaryota, Dinophyceae, Suessiales, Symbiodiniaceae.